CUUAAGAAUCAGAUUCACCGAAGCAAUUAAAUCGAGGCUGAGUCGUCGAGGCUUUGAGAGUCAGUCAAGAGAUGUCGACACAAGCGAAUGAUCCACGGCAGCCGUCGGCGGUGAAGCCGUUUGUUGCUCCGGCAGUGAAUCCGCAAGAUCUCCCAGUCGAUUAUUCCGGUUUCAUCGCCGUCGUUUUCGGUAUCGCCGGUGUCAUGUUCAGGUACAAGCUUAGUUCGUGGCUGGCAAUCAUAUUUUGUGCCCAAUCGCUUGCGAAUAUGAGGAAUAUUGAAAACGAUCUCAAGCAGAUUUCCAUGGCCAUGAUGUUCGCUAUUAUGGGAUUAGUGACAAAUUAUUUGAGUCCUGCACGACCGGGAGCCAAAAGUUAGACUCUUUAUUUAGAAUGAUUAUAAUGUUUGUUUUCUUUGACUUAAAUUAUCUUAGGAGCUCUUUACAGUGACCGUUUUUAUAUUAUGAUCUCAAGUAAUAUUGUGGGCAGAUCAAGAUAUGAUGGAGGACAAAUUUUAAGAGAUUUACACUUCUUUUUUUAAUUCCAAAGUUAGUAAUUUGCACGUAACAUCAACUAUGUAAUUAUUUGCACUUACUGUCGAGUAGAUACCAUAGUUGUUUUUCGUA
Messenger RNA from Cucumis sativus (cucumber), 624 nucleotides. Its product is annotated as protein Asterix. NCBI's taxonomy places the organism in Eukaryota, Viridiplantae, Streptophyta, Magnoliopsida, Cucurbitales, Cucurbitaceae. The transcript is spliced from 3 exons. Gene Ontology annotation, molecular function: protein folding chaperone. Gene Ontology annotation, biological process: protein insertion into ER membrane. The record is from RefSeq and is a predicted model, not a curated record. Gene Ontology annotation, cellular component: endoplasmic reticulum membrane. The coding region runs from base 72 to 377 and encodes 101 amino acids.